Lathyrus oleraceus (garden pea) is the source of this 1278-nucleotide messenger RNA. Its product is annotated as subtilisin-like protease SBT3. The transcript has a single exon. Lineage: Eukaryota; Viridiplantae; Streptophyta; Magnoliopsida; Fabales; Fabaceae. Gene Ontology annotation, biological process: proteolysis. The record is from RefSeq and is a predicted model, not a curated record. Gene Ontology annotation, molecular function: serine-type endopeptidase activity. Bases 1 to 1278 code for a protein of 425 amino acids.
AUGGCUUCCAAUAUUUGUCUCUAUUUGUUGUUCUCAACAAUCCUUCAUUUUAUCACAUUGGCUCAGUCUGAUAAUUUCAUCAUUCACAUGGAUUUAUCAGCUAUGCCUAAAGUAUUCUCAGAUCAACAUAGUUGGUAUCAUUCCCUUCUUUCUCAAGUUACUACUACCAACAAUAAUCUUAGUUCUGCUUCUUCUAAAAUGAUCUAUACAUAUAAUAAUGUUAUGAAUGGUUUUAGUGCUAAUCUAUCACCUCAAGAUCAUGAAUCUCUUAAAAACUCUCCUGGUUAUGUUUCUUCUAUACCUGAUUUACACUCGAAACCUGACACAACACAUACACCUCAAUUCCUUGGCCUUAAUCCUUACAAAGGAGCAUGGCCAGCUUCUGAGUAUGGCAAAGAUUUCAUUGUUGGUUUAAUUGACAGUGGUGUUUGGCCAGAAAGUGAAAGUUUCAAAGAUGAUGGAAUGACAGAAAUACCUUCCAAAUGGAAAGGGAAAUUAUGUCAAUUUGAUAACUCCGAUCAUUCAUCUUUGUGCAACAAGAAACUCAUUGGUGCUAGAUACUUCAACAAAGGCUUCUUGGCGGAAUAUCCCGACAUUCCUUCACCAAAUACAAACACCACGCGUGACGUUGUGGACGGUCAUGGAACGCAUACUUCAACAACGGCAGCUGGAAGCAAAGUUGAUGGUGUAUCUUUCUUUGGUUAUGCAAAUGGAACUGCAAGAGGAAUAGCCUCAUUGUCUAGAGUAGCCAUGUACAAGGCUAUAUGGGGGGAUGAAAAAGAGCCAAUUGCACUUUCAUCUGAUAUAAUAGCAGCAGUGGAUGCCGCAUUAUCAGACGGUGUCGACGUUCUUUCGAUGUCACUAGGCUUUGACAAUUUAGCUUUAUAUGAAGAUCCAGUUGCAAUAACCACAUUUGCAGCUAUGGAAAAAGGUGUUUUUGUGGCUACUUCAGCAGGUAAUGCUGGAUCUUCCUAUAAAACUGUACACAGUGAAGCACCUUGGGUGAUAAACGUUGCUGCCGGUACUUCGGAUCGCGAAUUCCAUGGAAAUCUUACACUUGGAAAUGGAGUUUCACUCACAGGCCUUUCUUCUUAUCGAGGAAAUUUCUCUGCUACCAAUAUCCCAGUUGUUUUCACGGAUACGUGUGACAAUUUUCAAGAACUAGUCGCAUUUAAGAACAAGAUUGUAGUUUGUGAAGAAAAGAAUGGAUCUCAUGUUGCUAGUCAAUUUUCUAAGGUAGCUUCUGCAGAAGUAGUUGGAGGUGUACAUUUUAGUUGA